Danio aesculapii is the source of this 5903-nucleotide messenger RNA. RefSeq names its product NLR family CARD domain-containing protein 3. Bases 118 to 3942 code for a protein of 1274 amino acids. Gene Ontology annotation, molecular function: protein binding; zinc ion binding. The transcript is spliced from 14 exons. NCBI's taxonomy places the organism in Eukaryota, Metazoa, Chordata, Actinopteri, Cypriniformes, Danionidae. The record is from RefSeq and is a predicted model, not a curated record.
UUCUGGCUGAGUUACUAACUGAAAUUCAAACUGCGCCACAAUAAAAGCGAAAGUGAAACCAUCGAGCAAGAGGGACGAUCGGGUAUUUUAUAUAUAGCUGUACUGCUGAAUUAGUUCAUGAUGAGUGCUGAAGAGUCUAGUAAAGCCUCCGCCACUAUGAGCAGUCCAGAAGACCUUCAAUCUGAACCACAUGAACAGAAGAGAUCAGACUCAUCCACACCAUCACAGCUCUCCCUGAAGAGUGGCAGAUCAAUCUCUCCACCACUGAACUUUAUUGCGAGAGAACAGGGAGAGACAGAAAGAGCUAAACAGGAGAGACCAGACUCAUCCACAGCAUCACAUCUGUCCAUGAAAAGUGGCAGAUCAAUCUCCCCUCCAUUGAACUUUAUUGCAGGACAACAGGAGAACACAGACAGAGACAAACAGAAGACAUCAGACUCAUCUGCACCAUCGCAGCUGUCCAUGAAGAGUGGCAGAUCUAUCUCUCCACCGCUGAAUUUCAUUGCCAGAGCACAGAGAAAUAUAAAAAGGAGGUUGUCUGUAGGUGACCAUACAGAGUCCACACCUGCUAAAAGAGUCUGUCAGCGGCACCACAGAGCUCUGGAUGUGUUCUGCCAGACUGAUAACAUCCACAUCUGCAGCAUCUGUGUUGAGGAAGAGCACCAAGGACACAGGAAAACAUACACUGCGAAAGCUGAUGUUCCAGACAGUCAGUCAAUGCUUUUACAUAUUAUGGAGAACAUGGGGAGAGAGGACUUCAAAACCUUUAAAAGAGAGCUGUGUGAGGAUUACCCAGGAUGCUUAGGGAGUCAGUCAGAGGAGCUCAGUGUUUCUGAGGCUGCUGAGAACAUAAUGAAGAGUUUUGGAGGAGAGGCAGCACUGAGAAUCAUACUACACUUCCAGACUAAAGCUAAUCCACUUAAAACAAUCACAGAUGCAAAUAAAGCAAAGCUUAAGAAUAAAUGUCAAAACAUCAUAGAAGGAAACUCAUAUCAUGGUAAUCAGAGUUUACUGAUGGAGGUCUACACAGAUCUUUACUUUACUGAGGGUGGAAGUGGAGAGAUAAAUAAUGAGCAUGAGGUGCUGAGGAAUGAAAUGAUUUCUCAAAGCAGAACAACUCAAGAGGUUUUAUAUGCAUGUGAUGAGAUCUUCAAGACACGUCCAGGACAAAGAACACAAGUCAGAACAGUCCUGACGAUGGGCAUAGCUGGCAUCGGAAAGCAUGUAUCAGUGCAGAAGUUCAUUCUAGACUGGGCGGAGAGAAAGGCAAACCAAGAUAUAGAGAUCAUCAUCCAUCUUCCCUUCCGGGACCUCAGCUAUAGAGAGGAGAGCUGCAGUCUUCUACAGCUGGUUCAUCAGUACGCUCCUGAGCUGAAAGAAGCAGAUCUUCAACAUCUGAAAGUGCUGUUUAUUUUAGAUGGUUUAGAGCUCUGUCGGUAUCCUCUUGAUUUCCAUAACAAUGUCUACUGUUCUGAUAUAAAUGAGAAGCUUCCUGUGGAUGCCCUUCUUACAAAUCUCAUCAAGGGGAAUCUACUUUCCUCAGCUCUCCUCUGGAUUACCACACGACCAUCCACAGCCAGCCGGAUCCCUCCUGAGUAUGUCCAUCGGGUCACCGAGAUCCACGGGUUCAAUGAUCAUCAAAAAGACACAUACUUCAGGAAGAAAAUCAGCGACCAGACUCUAGCAGAUGAAAUCAUCUCACACAUCAAAUCAUGCCAGAGCCUCUACAUCAUGUGCCACAUGCCCAUCUUCUGCUGGAUAUCUGCCACUGUGCUGGAAGACAUGAUGAGGGAUGGAAACUCAGAAGAAAUACCCAGAACUCUGACUGGGAUGUUCACUCACUUUUUGCUUCUUCAGAUCAGCUUCAAGCACAAGAAGUUCAAUGGAGCUGAUAGAGAUAACCCAAAGAAACUCUCUGAAUUUGACCAAAGAUUCAUUCUGAAACUGGGGGAGCUGGCUUUCCAGCAAAUGGAGAAGGGGGAUUUGAUCUUCAGAGAAGAGGAUCUGAGAAAAGGGGGCAUUGAUGUGAGUAAAGUCUCAGAGUACUCCGUGUGCACAGAGUUUUUCACAGAAGAGCUGGGACUGUACAGAGAGAAGCUCUACAGGUUUUUGCAUGUGAGCUACCAGGAGUUUCUGGCCGCGAUAUACGCUCACUUCACCUGCGUUAAUGACGGGAGAAAUGUUUUUCUCAAAGAUGAAUCCAAAAGCAGCGUUGGUCUUUGUGAUGUGCAUCAGACUGCAGUGGAGAAAGCUUUGCAGAGUGAAAAUGGACAUCUCGACCUUUUCCUUCGCUUCCUUUUGGGUCUUUCUGUAGACUCCAACUUCAAUCUGCUGCAAGAUCUUCUCAAAGACACUUCCUGUAAACCCUGUGUGGACACAAACAGGACUGUGAGUUUCAUCAAAGAGCAGGUCAAACUGGAGCAAUCACCUGAGAGAAUCCUCAAUCUCUUCCACUGUUUAAACCAGCUGAACGACAACAGUCUUGUUGAAGAAAUAAAGGCUGCCAUGAAAUCAGGAACACUGCUGGGCAGCGAGCUGGAUCCUGAGCAGUGGUCAGCUCUGGCUUAUGUCUACCUGACAGCUGGAGAGAAAAUAGAGGAGUUUGACAUGAAGACAUUUCAAACAUCAACAGCAAACCAGCUACGACUGCUGCCGGUGCUCAGGAUCUGCAAAAAGGCCAGGCUGGACUGCUUAAAUCUUUCAAUUGAGCCCUGUAGGAUGGUGGCCUCAGCUUUUAAGUCAGUCAACUCAGCCUUGACAGAGCUGGAGAUGAGCAACUGUAAACUAGAGAAGUGUGGAGUGAAUGUCCUCUUGGAUGGGCUAAGGAGUCCACACUCUAAAGUGGAGAAACUGAGGUUGGCUGGCUGUUUUUUUCCAUCAGAGUCCUGUGCAAAUUUGGCCUCAGUUCUGAAUUCAGUCAAUUCACAAAUGACAGAACUGGACCUGAGCUACAAUAAGAUAGCUGAUCGUGGACUAAAAAGACUUUGUGAUGGGCUACUUAGUCAAAAUUGUAAAAUGCAGAAACUCAAGCUAAAGCGGUGUGGUCUCACAAAGGCAAGCUGUGCUCAUCUAGCAUCAGUUCUGAAAUCUAACACACAUCUGAAAGUGCUGGAGCUGAAAAGCAACGAUCUGCAGGAUUCAGGAGUGGAGCUGCUCUCACCAGGACUGAAGGAUCCACAGUGUAGAUUAGAGACACUGGGACUGUCGGGGUGUAUGAUCACAGAGGUGGGCUGCUGUUCACUGACCUCAGCUCUUGAUUCAAACACUGGUCAUCUGAAAGAACUGGAUCUAACCUACAACCAUCCAGGAGAGUCAGGGGUCAGGCUGCUCACUGCUAAAAUAGAAGAUCCAAACACAAAGCUGGAGAAACUACAAUUAGAGUAUAGCGGAGAGUGUCGAAUGAAACCAGGUCUGAGGAAAUAUGCCUUAAAGCUCACAGUGAAUCCAGACACAGUGCAUCCACACCUGAUAGUGUCUGAUGAAAACAGGAGAAUAUCAGAGACCACAUUGGAUCAGAAAUAUCCUGCUAAUCCAGACAGAUACACACUGUAUCCACAGGUCAUGUGCACAGAGCCUCUGGCUGAUCGCUCUUACUUUGAGGUGAAGUGUACAGGUGGGGUUAGUGUUGGAGUGGCCUAUAAGAGCUCAGAUAGAACAGAGGAUUUAAUGGGAAAUAACAACACAUUCCCCAGUCUCAUGUGUCAGGAUGGUAAACUAAAUCUGUGGCAGAAUAACAAAAUAACUCGUACAUUCCCAGUGUCCACUCGGUCUAAAAGAAUAGGUGUUUAUGUGGACCAGGAACAUGGAAGCCUGUCAUAUUACAGUGUUCAUAAUGACAGACUCAAUCACCUGCACACACACCUCACGACUUUCACUAGGCCUUUACAUGUAGGCUUUAUCUUUAUGACUUGCUCUUCAGUGAGUCUUUGUGAGAUGAACUAGACCCAGAGAGGGAUGUCAGAUCAUUUGUUAAAUAAGUGUUUUGUACAUUGUUUGCAUAAAAAGAAAAGAAAAAAAGCAGAUGUAAAGAUGGCACUGAACACAUUUGUAACUCUUAGAAAAGUCCAGAUCACCGUUCUGCUCUAAAACUGAUUAUUCAGACAAAACAGUAAGAUGUGGACACAUUAAAUUUAGACACAUAGUACCGUCCCCAUCUACCACAUGACUGAGACCUGCCUCAAGUAGCCUGAUGGUGGCGCUACAUUGGCUCUACUGACAUUCUUAUAUGAAUUUGGAAACUUUCUGUAAAUGUUUUGUGAACUAGCCAUAUAUUUUACAUCCAAUCAGAACCAGAUACUAUGGACUCUGAAUAAAAGAGACAUUUCGAGUCAGCUUCCUAACAGUACUGACUAACGUUCAAAGUAGGAGAUUUUACAGCAAUGUCUGUAACUCCUGAAUGGAGUGUGUUUGUAUGAGCUCAAUCUGAGGUCACUGUCAAAGGUAGCAUGGUUUGGCCACAUGGUUAGGGAUUACUCUAACCCUAGGGUUACCAUAACUAUAAGCCAAUGUGGAUUACAACUGACCUCAACAUUGACAUGUAGUGUCUUUGUACACCCACAUAUAUGAGGACAUUAACAAAAACACUGGUGCCACUGACCACUGACCAAUUAAAUUAAUUAUAAAUAUGGAAGUUAAACUUCAGUGUCUGGAAAGCUAUAAUAGGGAUAAUUGGAAAACAGGCCUUUGGGUAUGGGUUGGGAGUAUAUUAACUGUUAAUUGGUUUCUUACAGUAAAAUAAAUGUCGCAGUGAUGUAUAUCUAAAUAGAUUAUAAGCAUUCAAAUGUAUAAUAUAAACUUAUGUUUGAGGAUGCCCCACCACAGACCUUUACAAUUUAAAUGAAAACACUGAUUAUCAGACAGAGAAUAACAGGUUAAUGUGCCUUAACCACAGAUAAUUGCUGAUAGCUAGGUUUUGUAUUGCUUUUUGUAUAUAUUACUAAAACACAAAUAAAUGAUUAACACUGUAUUUAAAAUCUGUAACAUUCCACUAGACACGAUACUAAUCAAGCACAAUAUACAAUAAUAGCAUGAUAGCACACUCUAAAAAUGCCAGGGUAUCUCAACCCAGUUAUGGGUGUUAUAUGGACUAACCCAGCUACUGGGUUAUUUAUAUUCAUUAAAUUAAUAGGACCAAAUUUAACCCACUGUUUGGUUUAGUCCAUAUUUUACCCAAUUUGUGUUAAAUAACCCAGCAUUUUUUAGAAUGCAAAUAUGUAGUAAAAAUUGUUGGUAACCCAUUUCUACGAGUAGCCUACAUGAGAUUUGUCUGUAUCCAGUCACCAAACAGCUUUGCCCAAAUCAUACUUGACCUGCAUUAUUUUUCAAGUAUGCUGCCUUUUCCUCUCAAAGUACUUGUAUAUAGUGGGUCAAAUGCCCAAUCCUGUUCCUGGAGAUCUGCCUUCCUGCAGAGUUCACCUGCAACCUUGAUCAAACGCACCUGUCUUUAAUUAACAAGUGCUCCUUCAGAUUCUACUAAAGCCACGGUCACACUGGACUUUUCUCCCCAUAGACUUCCAUUCAUACGCACACAAAUGCAACAGAACGGAAACGCGAGUUUGUGCGUCAAGUUUCGCAAUUCACUCGUUCAAGCUUGGUGAACUCUGACCAGCGAAAUCGGAAACCAAUUGAAGAUCAAAACAGGACCUCUCUGGACAGAAAUGUAAAACAUUCGCUCGCUUCAUUAAUGUCUAAUCAAAUUGUUUAAACACAUCUCUUUUCACAGCACCUUACGACAGGAUUUCACAAAGUGUGACCGCAGAUUUACUUGGUUUAGUUGUGUUUGAUCAGGGUUGCAGGAUGGUAGAUCUCCAGAAACAGGAAUGGGCCCCCCUGGACUACAUAUAUUGCCAGCCUUUAAACUUGCACUUUAAGUUGUUUUUACUCGAUGUAUUCCUGAUGCUAUA